Messenger RNA from Rhizophagus irregularis DAOM 181602=DAOM 197198, 261 nucleotides. RefSeq lists its product as uncharacterized. Lineage: Eukaryota; Fungi; Glomeromycota; Glomeromycetes; Glomerales; Glomeraceae. The record is from RefSeq and is a predicted model, not a curated record.
AUGUUAAUUUUAUUAAGUUUAUUAUUUAUAAUUACAAUUUUAUGUCACCGAAACUUUGGUAAAAAUCUUCAAUUUUAUAUAAAGUUUGAUCCUAAAUUGGAUAAAGAAUACGAGUAUUCAAAUGAUUUGAAUGAUUAUGAUGACUAUGAUGACGACAAUGAGGAAGAAGAAAAAGAUGAAAAGAUUUUUGAAAAAUUAAAGCGACAUUGGAAAUCAUUUUAUGAUUCUUUUAUUUUACACAUUACUGACAUUAGUGAAUAG